Molecule: messenger RNA, 879 nt
Organism: Scylla paramamosain (green mud crab)
Lineage: Eukaryota; Metazoa; Arthropoda; Malacostraca; Decapoda; Portunidae
Product: ankyrin repeat domain-containing protein 42-like
Exons: 3
Coding region: 1-879 (292 amino acids)
Molecular function (GO): protein binding
Source: RefSeq, a predicted model, not a curated record
AUGGAAGGAGACGAGGCAGGGGUGAGGUCAGCACUUGACAGGGGUACCCGGCCCGAGGUCACCGUCCCCACUGAUGCUGGGGAGUCAUGGAGUCUGCUGACUGUGGCUGCCUUCAAGGGCCACGAGCACCUGCUGUCUCUCUUACUGCAGGCAGGGUUAAGCAUAGAAGGUGGAGGCACCACUGACAUUACACCGCUGAUGAUGGCUGCCCAAAAUGGCCACGCCCAUACAGUGAAGGCGCUGCUGGACCUCCGUGCAGUGUGUGGCGGCCCUCUUGCCCGUCACCCCUCCCACUCCCGCACACCUCGAGGCAUACACCCCGGUGCCACCUCGCCAGUUAUCGUGGCCACGUGGAGGUACUGGAGCAGCUGGCAGGUGCUGGCUGGCCCCUCACCGCCAGGGACAGUGAUGGCAACACACCCAUGCACUCUGCUGCGGCCGGGGGUAGAGGUGACAUGUGUGCAGUGGCUGGUGCAACGAGGCGGUGACACAAGCAUGCAAAAUAAUGCUGGACACACCUCGCUUGACAAGCAGUGUGUGGCGGCCCUCUUGCCCGUCACCUCUCCCACUCCCGCACACCCCGAGGCACACACCCCGGUGCACCUCGCCAGUUAUUAUGGCCACGUGGAGGUACUGGAGCAGCUGGCAGGUGCUGGCUGGCCCCUCACCGCCAGGGACAGUGAUGGCAACACACCCAUGCACUCUGCUGCGGCCGGGGGUAGAGUGACAUGUGUGCAGUGGCUGGUGCAGCGAGGCGGUGACACAAGCAUGCAAAAUAAUGCUGGACACACCCCGCUUGACGAGGUAGGCAGUGCGGAGGGGCAGGAGGGUGGACGUAUGCAAACUGUCUUACGAUCUGGUUCAAAGUUUAACAGAUAG